Messenger RNA from Theileria parva strain Muguga, 1031 nucleotides. RefSeq names its product DNA repair protein rad10 family protein (gene ERCC1). The coding region runs from base 52 to 672 and encodes 206 amino acids. Gene Ontology annotation, biological process: mitotic recombination; UV-damage excision repair; meiotic mismatch repair. The record is from RefSeq and is a predicted model, not a curated record. Gene Ontology annotation, cellular component: ERCC4-ERCC1 complex; nucleotide-excision repair factor 1 complex; nucleus. NCBI's taxonomy places the organism in Eukaryota, Apicomplexa, Aconoidasida, Piroplasmida, Theileriidae. The transcript has 5 exons. Gene Ontology annotation, molecular function: damaged DNA binding; single-stranded DNA binding.
AUGUUUUGUUGUUGUUUUAAAUGAAAUUUAUACAUAAUAAAUUAAUUUGUAAUGAAUAAUAAUCCUAUAAAUGAUGAUAAUAAUUUAAUAAUAUCACCACGACAGAGAAAGAAUCCAAUUCUGAGGUUUAUAAAAAAUGUUUCUUACAUUGAAGGAGAUAUUGCUCCUGAUUUUAUCAUUUCCAGCGAUAUCUACGUGCUAUUUCUAUCGCUCAAAUACCACAGAGUUAACAUUAACUACAUAAAAAAUAGACUUGAAUCGUUGACUCAGUAUAAAAUCAAAAAUCUGUUUAUUAUUUGUCAAAUCGAUGUCUCCGAUUAUAAUCAACUACUAAUAAAUUUGUUAACUGUAACCUUUGGAUAUGGAUGUAAAAUAUUGUUGAGUUGGAACGCUCGAGAGAGUGCGGCAAUAGUUGAAAUACUGAAUCUGAACCGCUAUAGAGGAAUAGAGACGAUAAGUAAAAAAACGUAUAUGUCACACAGAGAGUCAGUUAUCAACCUAUUACUUAAUAUAAGAAAAUUAAAUAAUAACGAUGUAAAUUUUCUAUGUGAAAAGUAUAACACCCUUAAGGACAUUAUGCACUUUGACCCAAAGUCUAUAAUAGAUUUUAAAGGACUAGGGGAAAAGAAGGUUGAAGCACUAUCAGCCGCCUUUACGAAUGAUUUUUAUUAAAUUGUUUCAAGAGAUUUAUCGUUUUUCAAUCCCGUGUUUCAAAUCACUCGGUACAUAUUCGUUUUUUAAUAGAAGCUGACUGAAAAAGAUUUUAAUAAUUUUUUAACUUACAAUUUGAUCCGCCACCAGGCUCCUUUCUUACGACAACUGGGACGUACUCGUCUUGCUUAGCUUCCUUAUCUAAAGCGAAUUUAGAUUUGAACAAUAGAAUUUAAUAGGUUAUUUAGAGUGUAUUUACCUUCUGGUUGUAUAUCUUCAGGGUUUCCACCGACAGUCUCAGUCUUUGCCUCAACAUGAACUGAUUGUGUAACAGCCGACACAGCUAUAAAUUUUUUAAAACUUGUACUUUCACGUUUAUA